This is a messenger RNA of Phaeodactylum tricornutum CCAP 1055/1, 1376 nucleotides long. RefSeq names its product aspartate transaminase. The transcript has 2 exons. Gene Ontology annotation, molecular function: L-aspartate:2-oxoglutarate transaminase activity; pyridoxal phosphate binding. The record is from RefSeq and is a predicted model, not a curated record. The coding region runs from base 27 to 1334 and encodes 435 amino acids. Gene Ontology annotation, biological process: amino acid metabolic process; biosynthetic process. Gene Ontology annotation, cellular component: mitochondrion. Lineage: Eukaryota; Bacillariophyta; Bacillariophyceae; Surirellales; Neidiaceae.
UUCUCCAUCUCGCUAACAAUCAUAUAAUGAAGUUUGCCCUGCUUGCCGUGUGUGUCCUUUCCAUUCACGUAGCUUGUGCGCUCUCGCUCAAGACUCCGGCGGCCACCGCGGCAACGGCAGCCUCCUUAUGGAAAGAUCUCGAAGCUGGUCCACCGGACGCUAUUCUCGGUAUCGCCCAGGCCUUUCGGGCCUCCACCGAUCCCCGCAAGGUUAACGUGUGUGUGGGUGCGUACCGGGACGCCGAAGGUAAUCCUUGGGUACUUCCCUCCGUUCGAGCAGCCGAACAGGUGUUAAUGGCGGACAACGACAACAAGGAGUACCUGCCUAUCGAAGGUGACGCGGAUUUUGUCAACAAGGCCCUGGCGUUUGCCUACGGCGACGAAAUGGAUGUUCAUCGCAUAGCUGGAGUGCAAACGUUGAGUGGGACUGGAGCUUGUCGAAUUGGGGGACAGUUUUUGAGCACCUUUUUGCCUGGACGGACGAUUUACAUUCCCACACCCACGUGGGGAAACCAUUGGAAAAUAUUCGCUGAAUGCGGUUUGCAAGCCGCACCAUACCGUUACUACAAUCGUGCCACCAACGCGCUGGAUUUGGACGGAUUGCUGGAGGAUUUACAGGAAGCCGAGGACGGCUCUAUUAUUCUGCUGCAUGCCUGUGCGCACAAUCCCACCGGCUGCGACCCUACAUUGAAAGAUUGGCAACGCAUUGCCGAUGUUUUGGAAGAAAAAUCGCAUGUGGUCUUUUUCGAUUCGGCGUAUCAGGGCUUUGCCUCGGGCGACGGCGAAAAGGACGCCGCCGCCUUGCGCUACGUGGUGAAGCGUGGGUUGCCCGUCUUACUAGCGCAGUCGUUUGCCAAAAAUUUCGGACUCUAUGGAGAACGCUGCGGGACCCUGUCGGUGGUUUGUGGAGAUGCGGAUCAAAAGGACCGUAUCCUGUCGCAACUAAAGUGCAUCAUUCGACCAAUGUACAGUUCCCCACCGAAACACGGGAGUAGCAUCGUGAGGACGGUAUUGUCAGACGAGAAGCUGACAUCUCAGUACUACAAAGAAUGCGCCACCAUGGCGGAUCGUAUUUUGGACAUGCGCACCAAGCUUGUAACCAAAUUGUCGGAAGUAGGCUCCAAGCAUGAUUGGUCGCACGUGACGGGCCAAAUUGGUAUGUUUGCCUUCACCGGCAUGUCCAAAGAAAUGUGUGACCAGCUGACGAACGAAUACGAAAUCUAUUUGACGAAAGAUGGGCGUAUUAGCAUUGCGGGUUUGAAUGAUCAGAAUCUCGAGUACGUGGCGAAGGCUAUCCACGCUGUCACAGAUGGCCAGAGCAUUACUACCGCAUGAGCAAUUGAACCCGUGUAAUAAAUAAAUUUUGGUAAAUAAGUG